Molecule: messenger RNA, 3477 nt
Organism: Megalops cyprinoides (Indo-Pacific tarpon)
Lineage: Eukaryota; Metazoa; Chordata; Actinopteri; Elopiformes; Megalopidae
Product: bcl-2-associated transcription factor 1-like
Exons: 11
Coding region: 166-2880 (904 amino acids)
Biological process (GO): positive regulation of transcription by RNA polymerase II
Cellular component (GO): mediator complex
Molecular function (GO): DNA binding; transcription coregulator activity
Source: RefSeq, a predicted model, not a curated record
AUAAUGUGCUGUACCCUUUAACCUUGGACUUCCUCUCGCAGUUAAUGGAAGAAAAUAAUGUGUUAAAACAGGUGCGAAUAGGCUCAAGCUGAAGCACAAUUGAAAAAUCUGCGCAAUACCACGCACACUUUGCAUGUAGUAUAUAAGGUUAAAAGACACUUUGCAAUGGUACGCUCUAAAUCCCACACACAUUCAUCUAGGUCGAGGUCUAGGUCUCAGUCGAGUUCCAGGUCGAGGUCCAGAUCACGCUCAAGAAAGAAGAGAUACAGUUCUAGGUCUCGCUCUCGGUCGUACUCCCGUUCCCGAAGUCGGGAGCGAAACUACCCGAGGGACUACCGACGAGACUACCGAAUGAACAGAGGGAUGAGGCGUCCCUACGGAUUCCGUACCAGGGGGCGGGGAUAUUACCCGGGAGGCGGUCGCUUCCAUCACCGCGGGGGGUUCAGGCCCAACUGGCACAACCGCCGCUACUCCCGCAGCCCCAGAAGGGGGCGCUCUCGCUCCAGAACCCCCAAACACAGGUCUGUGUCCCAGAGGUCACGUAGCAAGUCUCACCACUCGGGACGGUCGUCACCGUCCCGCCGCUCCUCCAGCUCCAGCUCCUCUUCUCACAGCCAUUCCCCUACAGCCUCCAAGCGGCGUGGCCCUCAAGACAAAGCGGGAAAGAAGACAGAGCUGGCUAAGGUAGACAGCCGACCAGUAGAGGUGGAGAAAGGGGAAGGCAGAAGUGAUGAGCAAGUGGUCAUGUCUCUGGCUAAAUCUGAGCUGAAGAGGCCGGCAGCCCUGAUCUCUGAGAGCUGGAUCGGCAUUUCGGCCUAUGACGACAACAGCCCUCAUCGUAGCCCCUCCCCCGUGCCCACCCCACCCAGUCAGAGGUCCUCCCGCUCUGACACAUUGGCUCAACAGUUGGCCUCCAAGAUCAGCCCACCAGCACAGCUCCCCAUUCACUCACGUCCCGUGCAGCGGAGCCCUGAGGCUGCUGCCUUGGGCCGCUACAGCCCCUCCCAUAGCCCCGCCCACAGCUCUCCUGGAAAGAGCCCUGGGAAGGUCUUCCCCAGCGCCACAAGCAGCAGGGGCUUCUUCUUCAACAGCGAUGAGCAGGAUCUCCCAAAAGUUGGGAAGUUUUUCAAAAGGUAUCUGGAUGAGGGUGAUGGCAGGAUGUUCCUUCAGGAGAAGGUGGCAAAUGUGCGGGAUGGCGAGCCACAGAAGGAGAGGGUGCAGGGGAAGGGUGAUUGGGAGAGUGUGGAGCUAGAAGUGGGGGUCAAAAAGAAAACAGAAAAAGUGCCCUUCCUUGGGGACUCCCCUGAGGUAGAGGAGGAGGAUGAAUCACAGGCUUAUAGACAACCGUAUCAGUUCAGACUAGCCAGUCAGACAGAGCCCACGAAGAAUUACCCUGUGGACUCGCACUGGAAUCUAGAGAGCCAGGAAGAGGGUAGCAAGUAUAAAACAAAGGCCUCCAAAGCCGGGAGAGAAUUUGACAGGUUUGGCGAAGACAGGACAUCCAAGUUUAAAGACCCUGGCUUUGUGCUAGACAGGCUGAACAAAGACAAGUACAUUGAGGAAGGAAAGGGAUUAGAGAAGAAUGAGGGGAGGCUGAUGGGAAAAAGGGAAGCGUUGUCGCCACUGCGGCUGAAAGCUGAUAGGCUGAGAGAGCUCAUUAACCAGGGUCCUUUGCUGCAGAAGACAGUGGACACGAGGGACAAGGGCACUCUCAGAGAUGAAAGUCCGCCCAGAGUCAAAAUGAUCCACAACGAGGGUCCCCGUCCCGAGGUGAAAAUGAAAAUGGCGCCUUUGUCUUUUGAAAACACCAGCCCAGGAACCUCUGUGACAAGUGACAGGUCGCUUGUAAGUGCCCUCGUCCAUUCAACCAAGAAGGAGCAGGGCUUCCGCGCCAUCUUUGACCAUAUUAAGAGGCCUCAGGCAUUCAAAAGCUCCGCUGAGUCCUAUAUUCACCAUGUUGUGGCCUUGGUCCACCAUGUCAGAGAACAUUACUUCAAGUCAACAGGAAUGUCCCUCCAUGAGCGCUUCACUGUCUAUCAGAAAGCUGCUGUGGAGAAUGAAGCCAGACACAAGAGCCCUGAGAUCCAUAGGAGGAUAGACAUCUCCCCUAGUGCUUUUAAGAAGGCAAGAAUCAUGAAAGAAGACUUCAAGGGCGACAAAAAAACGAGGUGCGAUUCAGCCGAUUUGCGGCACGAUAUCGACCGGAGGCGGAAGGAACGGAGCCGUGACCGGGAUGACACCAGGGGUUCCCGGGAGCCCAGUCCAUCCAGGAAGAUGGAGAAACUGGGAAAGGAAUUCAAGGAUUACAAAGACUACAAAUCUGUAAAGGAUGACAGCAAACACAAAACCAAGGAGAGAGAGCGCUCCAGGUCGUCAUCGGGGUCCUCACCGUCCCGAGAGGACAAGGACAGACGCAGGGUUCGAGAGGAAGACAGCAAGCCCCAUCAUGAACAGAAGGACUAUGCUGGCUAUCAGGGCGGUCCCCGGGCUAGAGGGACUUUUCAGUUCCGCAUCAGAGGUGGUCGAGGAAGGGGCCGUGGUGUAUUUACAGGUCCAAACCCUGGACCCAGUGCACCAAACAUCCCUUUCCAAAAGAGACCCAAAGAGGAGGAGUGGGACCCUGAGUACACACCCAAGAGCAGGAAGUAUUUCCUGCAUGACGACAGGGACGACGGCAUCGAUUACUGGGCUAAAAGAGGAAGGGGGCGUGGAGUUUUUCAGCGUGGCAGAGGAGGGAGGUUCCCCUUCAAAAAGUCCAGCAGCAGCCCGAAGUGGACCCACGAUAAGUAUCAGUGCGACGGCAACAUAGAGGAGGAUGACGAAGACAACGCAGAGACCGAAGAGACGAAGGACAAACACAAAGAAGAGAAAGUAGAGUGAGAAAGUGGCCAUUGUACAAACAAUGCCUUUAUUAGAUAUCCUUCAAGUGUUCUGUUGAGACUUACCUGCAACAAGGCAUCCUCCCUUUGAGGUCAUGCAAAAACUACAAAAUAAAUCAACUUUAGGUUUAAUUUGUUCUUAAUCUACUAUUAACACAAUAUGAUAGAUUUGUUUCUCUGAAAUUAAAAUUUGAUUAUGAAAUCAGUUGAUCUACAUGUAACCUGCAGUUCGCGGCAAGUGUAUUAUGUUAUAUCGAUUAGUUUUGCUUUGUCUCCCAUCAAAGGUUUCUCUGCUACUGCAGAUUUUUCAUUAAUUUAUGUAAAUGCAAUGCCUCUUGCUGAAGAGAACAUAGCACCAUUAGACAUCAAAAUCGAUCACGGUGUCAGCAAUUUAAAAAGCUCAGAUAAAAGUAAAACCGAAUUGGUGGUUGCGUGCUGCUUGUUAGAGGUAUCACUUUGUCAUUUGUGUUCCGUACUGGUACUAGACCCAGUGAGAUUAACAAAGUAAUAUUUCCCACUUGUGUUUGGCGUAUUGUGUUACAAAUAAGACACUUAGUGAUCUCUUCAGUAUUACCAGAUACUGUAUGUUGCAGUUGUU